Molecule: messenger RNA, 8291 nt
Organism: Cricetulus griseus (Chinese hamster)
Lineage: Eukaryota; Metazoa; Chordata; Mammalia; Rodentia; Cricetidae
Source: RefSeq, a predicted model, not a curated record
GCAUCAAACAUGAUGGAACUAUGUGUGACACUUGCCGCCAACAACCAAUCAUUGGCAUCCGAUGGAAAUGUGCAGAGUGCACAAAUUAUGAUUUGUGUACCGUUUGUUAUCAUGGAGACAAACAUCACUUAAGGCAUCGCUUUUACAGGAUUACUACACCAGGAAGUGAACGGGUUCUGUUGGAGUCUCGUAGAAAAUCUAAGAAGAUUACAGCCAGAGGCAUCUUUGCAGGUGCCAGAGUGGUGCGAGGAGUGGACUGGCAGUGGGAAGAUCAAGAUGGGGGCAAUGGGCGUAGAGGAAAGGUAACGGAAAUCCAAGACUGGAGUGCAUCAAGCCCACACAGUGCAGCAUAUGUUCUCUGGGAUAAUGGUGCUAAGAACCUUUACAGAGUUGGCUUUGAGGGCAUGUCUGAUCUGAAGUGUGUCCAGGAUGCCAAAGGAGGUUCUUUCUACAGAGAUCAUUGCCCUGUGCUAGGUGAGCAGAAUGGCAACAGGAAUCCUGGUGGAUUGCAGAUUGGUGACCUGGUAAAUAUAGACCUUGACCUAGAAAUUGUACAGUCUUUGCAGCAUGGCCAUGGAGGAUGGACUGAUGGGAUGUUUGAGACUUUAACUACAACUGGAACUGUCUGUGGCAUUGAUGAAGAUCAUGACAUUGUAGUACAGUAUCCAAGUGGCAAUAGGUGGACCUUCAAUCCUGCUGUUCUCACUAAGGCAAACAUUGUCCGAAGUGGGGAUGCUGCCCAGGGUGCAGAAGGAGGCACCUCGCAGUUUCAAGUGGGUGAUCUUGUGCAAGUUUGUUAUGAUCUGGAAAGAAUUAAACUUCUCCAAAGAGGACAUGGUGAAUGGGCUGAAGCAAUGCUUCCAACUUUAGGUAAAGUUGGCCGAGUACAACAGAUUUAUUCAGACAGUGAUUUAAAGGUGGAAGUUUGUGGCACAUCUUGGACAUAUAAUCCUGCAGCAGUUUCCAAGGUGGCAUCUGCAGGAUCAGCCAUUAGCAAUGCAUCUGGUGAAAGACUCUCACAGCUUCUGAAGAAAUUAUUUGAAACCCAAGAAUCUGGUGACCUCAAUGAAGAGCUGGUUAAGGCUGCUGCCAAUGGGGACGUGGCUAAAGUGGAAGAUUUGCUGAAAAGGCCAGAUGUGGAUGUAAAUGGAUAGUGUGCUGGCCACACAGCAAUGCAAGCUGCUAGUCAAAAUGGACAUGUUGAUAUUUUGAAGUUGCUUUUGAAGCAAAAUGUAGAUGUAGAGGCAGAGGAUAAAGAUGGAGACCGAGCCGUUCACCAUGCCGCCUUUGGAGAUGAGGGCGCUGUUAUCGAAGUCCUGCACCGAGGCAGUGCGGACCUGAAUGCUCGCAAUAAGCGAAGGCAGACGCCCCUGCAUAUCGCUGUCAAUAAAGGGCACCUUCAGGUUGUGAAGACGAUUCUGAAGGUGACACCCCUCUCCAUGACGCCAUAAGUAAGAAGCGAGAUGACAUCCUGGCUGUUCUUUUGGAAGCUGGAGCAGACGUGACCAUCACCAACAACAACGGGUUCAAUGCCCUGCAUCACGCUGCACUAAGAGGAAAUCCCAGUGCAAUGCGUGUUUUACUCUCAAAGUUACCAAGGCCGUGGAUUGUGGAUGAGAAGAAAGAUGAUGGGUACACUGCCUUGCACCUGGCCGCCCUGAAUAAUCAUGUGGAAGUGGCUGAGCUGUUGGUGCAUCAGGGAAAUGCAAACCUGGAUAUCCAGAAUGUGAACCAGCAAACGGCCCUACACCUUGCUGUUGAACGGCAGCACACUCAAAUUGUUAGGCUUUUGGUCCGCGCAGGUGCUAAGCUAGACAUUCAGGAUAAGGAUGGAGAUACUCCUUUGCAUGAGGCUUUGAGGCACCACACUCUGUCUCAGCUACGGCAGCUACAAGACAUGCAAGAUGUGGGGAAGGUGGAUGCUGCCUGGGAGCCAUCAAAAAACACACUAAUAAUGGGACUUGGUACCCAGGGAGCAGAAAAGAAGAGUGCAGCAUCUAUUGCCUGUUUUCUGGCAGCCAAUGGUGCUGACCUCAGCAUUCGAAAUAAGAAGGGGCAGUCACCACUGGAUCUCUGCCCUGACCCAAGUCUCUGCAAAGCACUGGCAAAAUGUCACAAGGAAAAAGUCAGUGGCCAAGUGGGUUCUCGGAGUCCUUCUAUGAUUAGCAAUGAUUCUGAAACCUUAGAGGAAUGUAUGGUAUGCUCAGACAUGAAGAGAGAUACUCUUUUUGGUCCAUGUGGACACAUUGCGACUUGUUCUUUGUGUUCCCCACGUGUCAAGAAAUGCCUCAUCUGUAAAGAGCAGGUUCAGUCCAGGACAAAGAUUGAAGAAUGUGUGGUGUGCUCUGACAAGAAAGCAGCUGUUCUUUUCCAACCUUGUGGACACAUGUGUGCUUGUGAGACAAGUGGGAGUAUUCCAGUGCUGCAGAAGGACAAGGACAACACCAAUGUCAACGCAGACGUGCAGAAGCUGCAGCAGCAGCUGCAGGACAUUAAGGAGCAGACUAUGUGCCCUGUGUGUUUGGAUCGUCUGAAGAACAUGAUUUUCCUCUGUGGCCACGGAACAUGCCAGCUCUGUGGAGACCGAAUGAGUGAAUGCCCAAUUUGUCGAAAGGCAAUUGAACGGAGGAUUCUUUUGUACUGAUUAAGAAACACAGAGUGUUUUGUUAGCUAAAGUAUGUGAUCAUGAGAUCUUAGUGGGUUCUAAAGCUAGUUGGAAGUUUAAUCUAAUGGAUUAAUUUGAAAUUUCAUAAUUUUUUAUUAGAAUGUAAUUAGAUUUGUAUAUGUACCUCCAUCACAACGAAAACAUCAUACAGUGUUUGAAAUUGCCGAUUUGGGUGUGUGUGUUUUCCUCUGAAAAUUUGGAACAUCAAAUCCGUGUUAAUUAAUAGAAAAUUUGCUAUUGGCUUCAAAGGGGAAAUCCUUUAAGGACCUCCUUUAACAUUUGUUUUUAUUGUAUUUUUCUUUUUAAAUUUAUACAUAUGUUAGACCUUAAAAGUGAUUUACAAGGUCGAUAUUCCUUCAUGAUUUCAUGAUUAUCAUGAUUUCACAUGGUGAAAUGACACAGCUAUUCCAAAAAGUCCUAUGUAAGGUGAGUGGGCAAGUAAAACUAUGUCACAUGUGUUAAAAGUAUAGUAGAGAUGCCACAUGGCUGAGGCAGUACUGAAGGAAAGAUUGUAUUUCAAGAUAAUUAGAAAUCAUCCAAAUGAUUAUUUCAGAAUUAAGUAAAUGGAAGCAUGUGCUAAGAGAAUAAUGACUUUACCUUAUUUCCUAGACUUAAGGAAAAUUGAUUAGCUUAAAUAAAUGACCAGUUUCAAAAUCAGCAGUGGAUAUGAAAGGGAAAAGCAAAAUUGUAAUGAGAAUUGAAGGCUCGCACAAAAUGAUGCAAGCACACCUCCUACCUGACCGUUACUGCUGCACUUCUUGUAUUAGCUUGUCACUGUUUGGAGCAGCCAUUUGCAGAAAAAGAUCUGUGAAAAAUAAUUUCCAUUUUCCCCAAGACAACUGGCCUGGGCUUGAUCUAAUGAGUGCACACACCGUCGUGUUUGUGCCUCUGAGGUCUGCUCAGCAGGGCAAUGCAUUAUUAGAGGCAGCAAUCUUCUGUGUCUGUUCAUUCUGACAGUGUUACAGAGUAUCUUCAUCAAAAGCCUUACUCCCCCUCUCUCACAUAGCGAUUUUUGCUACAAAAAUAUUCUUUAAACUGCCAACUAUAACUAAGAUACAGUAAAUAGUGUAAUAUCAGAUACUUAGAAAAGGGUGCAGAGGCAUUUAUGGAAAAGCAUGUGAUUACAUGUAGAUUUUGGAGGGGGCUAAGCAUUUCUCUCCUUUAAAUGAGUAAUCUCUGUAUUUAUAGUAAAUAUAUGCGUGUUUUGAGAUUCCUUACUGUUAGAUUAUAAGAAAUUUCAGCUGUUUACAGUAGUGUCUACUAUAUACUGUGUAUAAGUAUAUACUCUUAGUGUUCUUUGGGGAUAGUUUUUCCCCACAUUUGAAUCUGGCUAGCUUAUUUCUGUUUUUCUGCUGUAGCAACUAAAUGUGGGAGACCAGAGCAUCCAGCCUGAUUGUGCUUUGUUGCUGGUGGUUCACCUGCCACCACCUUUGCCAGGCCUCAUGGGAUGAUGUCCUGGCUGUGUUGCAGACUCAGCAAUUCCAUGUCUGUGUUUAGCUGAGUAACUGCUGUUUUUUGAGAUAGCGUCUCACUAUGUAUUCCUGGCCUGGAACUUACUGUGUAGUUCAGGCUGGUCUCAACCUCAUGAUCCUUCUGCCUCUGCCCUCCAACUGUGGGAUUAUAGGAUGAGGACCCCCUGCCCCCUUGUGUCCAGCAACUAUUAAUCAUUUUGGACAGUACAGUUGUUAGUUUCAGAUUAGGAAUGUUAUGUUGUGACUUUAGUUAUGUAGUUAGGAACCGAUGAGGCCAUUUUCUAAGUAUAAUUUGAAGUUAAAAGAAAAGAUAUUCUGAUGCUAGGAUGUUUACAUAAAGAGACAGACUAUCUUCUUGCAGACUUGGAAAUAGCAAAAUUGAGGGUCUUAUCUUCCUUGCCGUAGACUGCCCAUUGGGCAAUGAAGGAUGGCUGCUGUACACAGUCUGCCAGUCCAAGAACCUGUAGGCCACAGCUGCAUCUCAUUUAAGUCCUUUUCUCUGUCUCUUGAAUUGCAGUGCUAAAAACUUGUGUCUGUAAGGGGACAGCUCCUAGCUCUGUUUCCUCCUUGUUAGAGCACACUAACUUCUGUGAGAGAAGCCGUAAAGUCUCUAGUGCUGGGACCUGUGGAUUUCCCUUUGUCACUUGGCUGUUUAUUUAUGAAUAGAAGAUAUUCUUCUAGUCAUGUCUUCAGGCACCUAAAAUUAUUGUAAAUUUGCUUGGGUUUGCAGGAGACAGUAAGACCAAGAACUGAAUCAUGCCAGUGACUUUCUUCCUCACUCUCUGAAACUGCUACCUCUUAGUCUCUUCACAGUACUUGGCCCAUUGGGUAGCUCUCUUCCUUGUUACCCAAGCCUCUCUUCCCUGUGCCUCAGAACAACUCAUACUUCCCUUAGGAUUAUUUUUACAGUGGCAUACAUUCUUUUUUUCCCUUUUUCUUUUUUUUUUUUUUUAGCAUUGGGUUUCAGGGCCUUGAUAGGAAGGGAAAAAAAAAAAAAAAGGUCAGUGUCCUAGCACAUUCAGAGUUCACACUGCAGUUGUGUGUUAGGGUCUCUAGGCACUGUUAGCACUCCUGAUGAUGUUUCAGGAAAGCUUUGGGAAGCAGUAUUUGGAAUCCUUUUCUGUACCCUCACCCGACCACAUUUUCUCCCUCUAAAUACAUACAACUCACCAGAUGGUGCUAGCACAGUUGCACUUGUUCAUGUGGGUUAACAUUCUUAUCUAUGCUGUGCACAUAUUAAUUUUGUUUGGAGCAAGGUUUCCAAGAGAGAUAGUUUUAUAUUAGUGUAAGAACAUUAUACUAGGCAAGUUGCCCAAAUUAUGCUUAAGGUAUUUGUAACUUAAUAAUGGCAAAUUAACCAGAAGUCUACUGAAACAUAAAUGUAACUGGAAAUAACUUCUUAAGUUUAUAUUUUUGAUGAUUUUAGCCUGAAAGAACAUUUUACUUUAGAAUGUUGAAAUGCAUGCUGCUUAAGAUUUGUCUAAUUCAAAAUUCAAACCUUGCUGGUUCAUUUUUACACAUGCGAAUAUCUUGGGUAGUCAUACGUUGCCUGAUGGGUGUUCUUUGCUUAUUUUGAAUUCUGGACACUUUUGAACUAGGAAUAGUUAAACUAGGACAGUGCUGGAUGGAGCAGAGCUGGUUUGAGACGUAAGGGUUGCAGCAGGUGUGAAACAGAGACAGCAAGCACAGAGAAAGGAGCGUCAUGUAGGGUUUGCCGCGGCCUUAGUGGAAAGGGCAUGCGUAUUUAAUUAAGAAUAAAAGUGUCUGGUAGGUCAGUUCUUCAUAUGUCUUCACAGUUGUUUUGUAAAUUACAGAUUUUAAUACAACUUGCUUUUUUUAAGGUCUAAAAGCAUUUAUCCUUUCAAAGUGUCUGAAAUAUUUAUAGUAAUAAUUUGUAUAAAAAAUGACUCACAGGAUACAUUUUUUGGAAUUUUUUUAGAUUGCAGUAAGAACCACAUAUCAUACAGUUUGUUAUCCCGACUGCUUCUAAAUGUGCAGUUCAGCAGCGUCUCUUCCACUAUGUUGUUGAAAAACAGGUGUGGAACUUUAUCCUGCACAGUUGAAAUGUCACAUCCAUCAAGUACUCCCUUUUUCAUAUCGUCUAUGCAGUAGGGGGUUCUGAGUACAUAUAAAGCAAACAUUCACAUUACUGAGUAGAGUCCUUUGUGUUUGCAAGAUCUAAACUUAGGUAGACAUCAGGUUCCUGACAUUUGAGGGAAGGCAAUCUCUCCCCUGCCAUAAUUGUUAUUUUUACAUGUAUAUUAACUGAAAGUGUUUAUUAGUUCAUUUUGAGCUGGGGUGGAAAAAUACAAUUGGGGGAGAUUCGAGACAGGGUUUCUCUGUGUGGCCCUGGAUGUCCUGGAACUCACUCUGUAGACCAGAGUGAGUGGCCUUGAACUCACAGAAAUCCACCUGCCUUUGCCUUCCAAGUGCUCGGGUUAAAGGUGUGCGUUACCACUGCCCAGCUCAGAAAAAUACAUUUAAAUAUGAUAAAUAAGUUAGCUUUCUUUUGUAUAAAUUGGGAAGGUAAUAGAUUUUUCACAAGUAAUUUGUGCCUUGUUAUAAACACCCCUUGUCAUUGAGUCUACCUGUCAAAGUUUUAGAAUACAUUUUUCUUUUAAAAUGGCGUCUAAUUUAACUUCCUUGAAAUAUCACAUAGGAAUGCUUACUGAUGUUACUUGAUAAUCAUGUAUAUCCUUUUGACUUUAACACACACACACACACACACACACACACACACACACACACACGGUAGCAGUAUUGAUGAUUACGGUUGUAUGUCUCUAAACAUUAAAUGUGAGGAAGCUGUUUAAUGCUGUCUCGUGCACAUGUUGCUUUACUUGCAGUGAAGGAGAAGUCCUUUGCACUGAGUGUCAGUGGCUGAUAGAGUGGCUAGUAGUGCAGUGAAAUACAGCAUACAAAGAGGAAUGCGUAGUUAAUGAAGUUAAGUUGCUGCUUCGGCAUUUUCUACCUCCUUUUCUAUCAGAAUACUGCUCUUCUUCCCCCUUCUAGCAUCUCAUCUUGUUUGUGAGUGAGAAGGAAAGAGCCUGAGGUUAAGUUAGACUCCUUUUUUGAGAAUGUAAGCAAUAGGUGCAGGAAAAGGGACUGGUCAGAUUGAUUUGGUGCCUGAAUCUAAAAGUAUGAAUUGAUAUGUGCAAACUGUCUAAGAGGAAAAAUAGUGCUGAGUAUUUGAAUUUUCCUGCGUAGUUCUCUUGAUUUUAUUUCAUAAACAUGACUUUCCUCAAAAGCAAAGUGGUCUUCUAAUUUUUUUAUGAAAUAAGCAAAUACGCCAUUUUGUCUGAGUAUACAGUUUCAGGAAGCUGCUGAAAGUUCCGACUCAGGGCUUUUUCACAGUUUAAGCAAUUAGUAAUAUAUUUUGGAAACUCCAUCUGCAUAAUUUUUCAGUGCCUUGAAUGAAUUACUAACCCAGCAACACUUCAAACUUUGUAGUGGGCAGCCUUUGGUGCACUGGGUCAUGUGUGCACAUUCCUAAUUAUACUGCUAAGUGUGUGCAGUAGCAGCUCUGCAUGUGUGCUGGGUUUGCAUGAUUCUUUAAGGGAAGUGUCUACAUUUGCACUUGAUACUUGGUUUUUGCUUCUGUUUUUUAAAACCUGAUUAUUCAAUGCCAUGGCACUGUUACAAGAAAACUGGUGUUUGCUGUCAGUAUGCAGUCACCUUAAAUAGCUGUUGGGGAAAGGGCAGGGCACACACUUUGUUUAGUACAAAAAGAGAAUCAGUUUGGGAAGCAGAUCUUCCUCUCAAGUGGAAACCAAACCAAGCCAACCCCUUUUUUUAGUGGUUCAAUUAAAAAAUUAAUUGAAAGGAAAUCAUGAAUUGCAUGUCAUUCUUGAUGCUGACCUGUAGACUAAAUGCACAUUUCUGUCUCCUUCAGUAUGUGUCUGCCAUUCUAAGUACAGUAUAUUCAAAAAGGAAAAAGUAGUUUGACUCACAAGUGUUUUGCUUUGUAUUUUUUUUUCCAGUUCUUCUUAGAUUUCAAUGUUGGAAUAAAUUUAAGUCUUGCUUAUGGAUAAAAUUCUGUAUGGAAAAUUAUUCUUGCUUAUUAGCUUUUGUUUAAAAAAAGCUUAGUAAUAACUAAGCUUUUUGAAAUAAAUGAAAACAUUUACCAUUAAUAAAACCUGUGGUGUAAUAUGUUU